GCAUGCAAAGAUUUAUUACUUCAUAUAUUCCCACAUUCCAAUAUCGGUCGUUCACUUCUAAAUAAUUGGGAAGAGGCUAUCGAUUUGAUCAUGAAACCACGAUCAGGAGCAGCACAUUCAUCUCAUGGGGAUGCUGCAAAAAUAGCUUCACUAAUAGUUAUUACUAAAUCACCUAAUCGUAUGGAUAGUCAAUGCAAAUAUUGUUCAGUGGCUAGAGGUGAUGCCGAUGUUUACCGACUCGAGAUGUUUACGAAGAGAAUUUAUGGUAAACCUUCAUUUUUUUUAUACGAUCAUUCGUCCGGAGCUUUCUUGGUUCAAGAAGCUGGUGAUAUAGCUUCAGACAUUUAUUCAAAACCAUUAGAUUUUAUUUAG
Messenger RNA from Funneliformis mosseae, 372 nucleotides. The record is from the annotation of a GenBank genome assembly. Lineage: Eukaryota; Fungi; Glomeromycota; Glomeromycetes; Glomerales; Glomeraceae.